UCCUGCUCUUUCAUCAAUGGCAUCUUCCAUUGUUCUAAGUCUUCUGCUCCUUCUUUCUCCAAUCUUCUUUGUUUCCACAUUUGCUCUCGGCGACACAUCUCCUGCUUCUGUAGAUACCCAUCUCUCUUCCCUAAGAGAAUUUUGCAAUGGCACACCAUAUCCUGAUGCCUGUUUUAACUCAUUAAAGCUUUCCAUCUCUAUAAACAUCGACACAGACCUCAUUAGUUAUCUCCUCCACACUCUCCAGACAGCAAUAUCCGAGGUUGAAAAGCUAACCAAUCUAUUCUCGAGUGCUGGUGGGUCAAAUGAUAUCAUUGAAAAACAACGAGGGACAAUCCAAGAUUGUCAACAACUCCAACAAAUCACGCUGUCUAAAUUGCAAAGAAUAUCAGUUUCAGGAAUCCAAUUAGGUGAUCCUCGUAAGCUAGCAGAUGCAAGAUCCUACCUUAGUGCAGCACUCACAAAUAAGAAGACUUGCUUGGAGGGACUAGAUUCUGCAUCAGGUCCAUUGAAGAGUGUCCUAAUCAAUUCAUUGACCAGUACAUACACCCAUGUUAGCAACUCUCUCUCAAUGCUCCCUAAGCAAGGUCCUAAAAAAGGUGGCAAAAAUCGUCGCUUGUUAGGAUUUCCAAGAUGGAUAUCGAAGAAAGAUCGUCGAUUUUUGCAGAGUGGUACUAGUAAAUAUGACACUAGCGAGAUGAUUGUAGUAGCUGCAGAUGGAAGUGGAAAUUUCAGCACCAUCACGGAUGCUAUAAAAUUUGCUCCAAGUCGUAGUGAGUAUAGAAUAUUCAUCUAUCUCAAAGAAGGGGUAUACAAGGAGAAUGUAGAGAUCCCAGCAAAUAAGCCCAAUAUCGUUCUGCUUGGAGAUGGAAGUGAUGUCACAUUCAUUACUGGUAGCAGAAGUGUAGGUGAUGGUUGGACUACUUUCAGAUCUGCAACACUUGGUGUUUCUGGUGAUGGGUUUCUAGCCAGGGACAUAACCAUUGAUAAUAUUGCUGGAGCAGAGAAGCAUCAAGCAGUUGCACUUCGCAUAAACGCAGACCUAUCAGCAAUGUACAAGUGUAGGAUUAAUGGGCACCAAGACACACUAUAUGCGCACUCAUUUCGACAAUUUUAUCGAGAAUGUGAGAUUUCAGGGACUAUAGAUUACAUAUUUGGCAAUGCUGCUGCAAUGUUCCAGGGAUGUAAUAUCAUCUCCAGAAUGCCAAUGUCUGGCCAAUUCACUGUCAUCACCGCCCAGUCUCGAGACAGCCCAGAUGAAGACACAGGAUUUUCGAUGCAGAAUUGUUCGAUUGUAGCUACAGAUGACUUGAACUCUGCUCAUAACAGCAGAAGUGUAAAAAAUUAUCUAGGUAGACCAUGGCAGGUGUACUCUAGGACAGUCAUCCUUGAGUCCUUCAUUGACGGCUUUAUCGAUCCAGCUGGGUGGAUUCCAUGGUCUGAUGAUAAUCCAGACACAGAUGAUUUGUACUAUGGAGAGUAUCAAAAUAGUGGAGGUGGGUCUGGUACAGAUGAUCGAGUAAAUUGGCAAGGUUAUCACUUAAUGGAUGACGAUGAUGCAGAUGAAUUUACUGUAUCAAAUUUCAUCGCUGGUGAUGAGUGGCUAGACUCUACUUCAUUUCCUUAUGAUGAUGGGGUUUAAGAGUUCAUGCUUUUCUUCUUAAAUUUUAUUUAUUUUUUUCAUCGUUGUGUAUGUAGGCUCUCUAUAGCCAAGCACUUGUUAUUUAAUAAACAUGAGUUGGCAAAUAAUUUUAUUUAAUUUAAUAUCAGAUUUUAG
Manihot esculenta (cassava) is the source of this 1777-nucleotide messenger RNA. RefSeq names its product probable pectinesterase/pectinesterase inhibitor 12. Gene Ontology annotation, molecular function: pectinesterase inhibitor activity; pectinesterase activity. The coding region runs from base 17 to 1642 and encodes 541 amino acids. Lineage: Eukaryota; Viridiplantae; Streptophyta; Magnoliopsida; Malpighiales; Euphorbiaceae. Gene Ontology annotation, biological process: cell wall modification. The record is from RefSeq and is a predicted model, not a curated record. The transcript is spliced from 2 exons.